This is a messenger RNA of Lachnellula hyalina, 1581 nucleotides long. It is a transcript of the gene CYP52A1, whose product is annotated as Cytochrome P450. Bases 1 to 1581 code for a protein of 526 amino acids. NCBI's taxonomy places the organism in Eukaryota, Fungi, Ascomycota, Leotiomycetes, Helotiales, Lachnaceae. Gene Ontology annotation, molecular function: heme binding; iron ion binding; oxidoreductase activity, acting on paired donors, with incorporation or reduction of molecular oxygen, reduced flavin or flavoprotein as one donor, and incorporation of one atom of oxygen. The transcript has 4 exons. The record is from RefSeq and is a predicted model, not a curated record.
AUGAUUGAAGAAAUACUCGAGCGCUUGUCUCUCAAGAGCAUUGCUGUUGCUUUCAUCAGCGCCUUCGCUCUAUUAGGAAUAACUAAAUGGCUCAACAACGAAAGAAAGAUCCGCGCUUUAGGCGGGCAUACUCGAAGACAACCAACAUGGUUUCCAUUCGAUGCCGAAAUCAUCGUUCGUGCUGUCUAUGCCACCACGCACUACAAGGACGUUGAGUGUUGGACCCGUUGGUUCACGACGCCGAAAGGCAUGGACUACACCUUCGAAGCGUCACCCUUUGGACGGCGCAUGAUAUUGACUGCUGAGCCCGAGAACAUCAAAGCGAUACUCGCUUCGCAAUUUACGGCGUAUGGGAAAGGGGAGCCGUUUCAUCGGGAAUGGAAGGCAUUUCUGGGCGAUUCUAUCUUUACCACUGAUCAAGAACAGUGGCAUAACUCGAGACAGUUGCUCCGCCCUCAGUUUAUCAAGGACCGAGUCAGUGAUCUGGAUGUCUUUGAAGAGCAUGUUCAGAUCCUGAUGGAACACAUGACGAAAGCUGGGCGUUAUUGGGAUGGAAGACAGGGGAAGGAGUUUGAUCUUAGUGACUUGUUCUUCAGGUAUACUUUAGAUGCAGCAACACACUUCUUGUUGGGUAGGAGUGCGGGGAGUUUGGAGAAUCCAGAACUAGAAUUUGCAGAUGCGUUUGCAGAGAUCCAGAGGAUACAGAACUUCCUCGCCAGAGCUGGACCCCCCAAAAAGUUCUUCCCCCGAACGACCUUCAACAAAAAACUCAAGAUCCUAAACGAAUUCGUCAACCCAUUCAUCGAUGACACGCUCCGUCUCACUCCAGAAGAACUAGCUACCAAGACCAAGUCCGAAGAAGGCUAUACCUUCCUGCAUGCCCUCGCCGGCUUCACGCGUGACAGACAAGUCCUGCGCGACCAGCUCGUCGCCGUCCUGCUAGCCGGCCGCGACACCACAGCAUCGACCCUGUCAUGGAUAUUCUACGAACUAGCCAAACACCCUGAGAUAUACCAGAAGCUGCGGAAGCAGAUUAUAGAUCGGGUGGGGCUGCAUCGAGCACCGACGUAUGAUGACUUGAAGAGUAUGAAGUAUUUACAGAACGUCAUGCACGAAACCCUCCGCCUCUACCCCGUCGUCCCCUUCAACCUCCGCCUCGCGCUCCACGACACCACUCUCCCCCUAGGCGGCGGUCCCGACGGCCUCUCCCCGCUGGGGAUCCUCAAAGACGACAUCGUAACCUACUCAACGCUCAUCAUGCAACGGCGACCGGACCUAACCCCCAACGCGCUCUCCUUCUCCCCCGAGCGCUGGGACACGUGGCAGCCGAAGCCGUGGACCUAUAUCCCGUUCAACGGCGGACCGCGCAUCUGCAUCGGCCAGCAGUUUGCGCUGACGGAGAUGGGGUAUACGGUUGUGAGGUUGCUGCAGAGGUUCAGCGCACUGGAGAGUCGGAUGGGGCCGGUGGAUGGGGGCAGCCCGUGUUUGAAGGCUGAGAUUGUGUUGCAGCCGGGCCAGGGAGUGCUGGUUUCGUUUGUGGAGGGAGAGGGGAAGGGGGAAGAAGGGGGGGAUAGUGGAUGA